This is a messenger RNA of Symbiodinium sp. CCMP2592, 9219 nucleotides long. The record is from the annotation of a GenBank genome assembly. Lineage: Eukaryota; Dinophyceae; Suessiales; Symbiodiniaceae.
AUGCUGUCGCGCUCGGAUCGUCACCGCCGAUCCUUGGCCGUCUUUGUGGGCCAGCCACCUGGCUCACCGGUGCUUGAGCCUUGUCCGCUACUUUUCAUGGCAGACGAAUGGAUGCAUGGGCCGCUCCUGUGGGGACAGAUUGCCGCGGCCUUGGGUUUCCGUGACGACGUGUUUUUCGUCACCACUCUCCAGAGCCCCCUUCCAGGCUUGCCAGGGGAGCAGCUCCUCAUGACGCCACGGUCUCUACCGUGGCGAUAUGCUUGGCUCCCGGUGGACUUGAGAGCGGUUGGGGGUCGCAUCUGUAUGUUGAUGUGUGUGCGCGACUCUUCCUGCCAAGCUAUUGCUCAGCUUGCUAUUACGGCGCAGGAACUUCAGCUCCGGGUCGAUGGUCUUCUUGGCCGCUGCCAUUGGGGUUGGCUUACCUUGAGUUCGCAACCACUCUUCCUGCAAGGGGUUGAUGCUCUCCAAUUCGCGUCUGGUCCCGGCCCAGAGUCACUGCAAGCCCCUCUCGGUGCUUCUCUGGAUCCGCCUCUGUCUCUCCUCUCAGCUAUGCAGGUCAGUCUCCCAUCGGGCCAAGCCGGGGCCGAUAUUUUCCAGGGAUACUCAAACAACCAGGCGAUCCUCAUAACACCGAAUGGCCUUGUCUAUGUUGAGGUGCCCGUCUUUGCUGACGCGGCGACUUUCCGUAGAAUUGUGUCGUUUCGUGCCUCGCCUACUGCUCGAGGUGGGGUCAUGCGCAUUUGGCAACCCUUGCCAUCGUUGCCAUUGGUGCAGUUCCUUGAAAUCCACUGUCACUCCGACGAAGUUCCGUGUAUUUUGGAUUUCAGGCCUUUGGGGUGGCGCAUUGUCACUGCGUGUGUGCGUCCCCCGAUCACUGCCUUGCGUAUGCUUGAUGAGGCCAUCAGGCGUAAUAAUGGAGGCAUUCCUGCUGACUGGUUGGACCAGUGCGCUGACGGCCGUUUUGGGCUCCUCCAUCGUGAAAGCAUCGUUUUGCCCGAUCAGUUGCUUCACGGGAACUUGCCAGUUGUGGUCAUGUUCUUCCCUCAUAUCUUCAGGCAGGACUCCUCUUCGUCCUCUGAACAGCAAGUCGGAGGGCGGCCACCUCCAUCUGGUGAGGAUGCCGACGGCCGUCCACCGCGGUCCAAGUUCACAGCGCCCCUGGGUCUCCGCGCCAAGUCUUGCAAGGGGCGUCACUUGCCCGGGAUCGUGAUCUUGCUGCCCCCCCCUUUGGCCCAUGUCGAUCUACAAGGGAUGUGGCAACGCACGGGCGACUUUGGUGACGCCUUGCUUUGGCCCAGCCUCGGUGAUUCAUCCCGCCGUUUCCUUGUCACGUGCAAAAUUUGGGCGCCAGAGUCCUCCCUUGUACUUCAAUUUCUCGGGGAUAUGGAUGCAGGGGAAGUCGCAGCCGAGCUUCACAGGCAAGCUGUCCGUCUGGGGAGGCCACACCUGGUUGCAGCCUCCACCGGUCCUACUUUUGAUAAGGUCCAUUUAGUUGCGGCAGCAUCGGGCCGUGAACACAUCACUGUUCUCGUUGAUGCGUGUGUCGAUAUUUGCUGUGUCGACUUACCAGCUGCCUACACUUCCCGGGAUGUAAUUGUUGCGGUAGCGCAGUUCCUCCAGCAUGAUGCCUUUCAGAUUCUUUGGGGGCGCGGCCUACGAUUACGGCAUGGCGAUGUUGUUACUGUGAAGCCCGCUCGACCGACGCAGCAUUUUGACAUCUCGUCUCUUUUGUUGCCACUUCCCAAGUGCUCUACUGCUGCAUGGCUGGCGCCGGUACGCCACGUCUCUGUGGUUCAGGCCGCGGAAGGGGUGCAUACUUUUAGUGUGCCAGCUAGUACUACCGUGACGGCUGAGGUACUGCGUCUUCUUAUGUCCAAAACCUGCACCGGCAAAUUUUCGUUCUUUGAUCUGCCCUUCCCAGAUGUGCUGCCCCAUGCUUCGUUUGUGGCAAUCGGCCGCCGGCAAUGCGUUGUGGUCUACAGAGUCAACGACCGUGCGGACCCUGCCUCCCUGGGGUUGAUCCUGUGCUUUGAAGGCCGCUUCGUGUCUUAUGACGAGUUUUUGCUGCAGCUUGCCUCUCGGACGGAACUCCCUGCUCGUCUUCUCCGGUCUCUCCAGUCCCACGGGAUGACGGUUGUUCUAGGAGCCCUCCCGAUGAUUCCGGGUGAUAACGUUUGGGAGCCUGACCCCUUCAUUGUCGAGGGAGAAGGUGUGGGGAUUCACCAUGCUGCUGUCCUGCGGGUCAACGACCUAGCCCGGGAUCUAGCUUACCAUGCAGCGCGUCUGUGGCAAGGACUGGCCGAGCCAGACGCUGAACCAGUUGGCGACUCCGGACGCGGGCUCCAAGCCUCUGCCACCCCGACUCGCCCGGUUGACCUUCUUGACCUUGACCCCUCUCGAGGGGACAGAGAUGCAUCCCCUGCCGCCGCUUGGUGGAUCCUAUGUUUCGGCCGUCAAGCAGGGACUUUCCUGAGACAUCUUCACCUCGUUGGCUGCGUUCUCCUGCUUCCGGGGUGGGUGUCCGCAUCUAUUAUCUCACCUCCUGGUUCAAGUUCAGAUGAAGAGGGCAGUUCUCCAGCCACAGUGACCACUUUCAAUGCGGCGACCCAUGGAGCUGGCCGAGCCCCUCAUGUGCGUCCUGCCGGGCCUCCGCCGCCCAUUCCGGCCAACGCGCCACCGGUCGCAUCUCGCAUUCUCUAUCUGCAGGCUGCUACCCCUGUGGAAGACUACUCCUUGGGUCAGUGGCCACCGGUUGGCCCUGCUCGGGCUACCGUUUCUCCUUCUGCCGUUACCACUGUGCAAGUCCAACUGUCCCAGUUUCAACAUGGGGUUCGAGCGGUUGUUGACGCCAUCCCUCCAGGUACGCCCAUCUGCAUACACAAUCCCUUCACGGCGCGUGCACAAUGCAGCUGGUUGGAAUAUCAUGCCGGGGUGGAGAUUUCGCCCUUUACUGUGUUUCAAGACCAUGCCAAUCACCGUGGGUGGAGAGGCCUUGCUCUCUUACAUCCACAACCGGAUGCCCUGGCGGUCCACCUCAUUGGCCAGCCGCUUCAUCCUGACAAUGCUGCGGUCGGGAUUGUAUUGAGAGAUCGGUUGGUCCCUUGUUGCCUACCGCGCUGUGUUCGGGCAUCUGCCUUACAUUCGCUCCAUGUCGGGGACGAUGUCUGUGAUCUCCACUUUUCUGGGUUGAUCCAUGACGAAGCCGAUACCGUGCAGCUACGGGAUGGAGACUGUUUAGGUGCUCGCAUCAGACCCCCACGCCCCUCUGCUACCCGACUGGAGGUUGCCUACGCCACGCCCGCCUCAGCUGACGCUGGCGCGCCCGUUGCAGAGGAUCGAUCCUCAUCCAUACUUGGCGCCCUCGGUUGGGCCGCUUCACCCUUGCGGUACCUUGGACUCUUCCUCUUUGGGCGUGGCUGGCGUCAUGCAGGGCCUGGAUGGAUUGUGGUCUGCUUUGGCACCCUAGCUGUCUCUGCUAUGCACCGCCCUGGCGGUUUUCCAUGGGGUGAGCACCCCCGUAAUAGAGAGCUCCGUGAUAUCACGGCCCACGACCCGGUUUAUGUUGUCUUGCAUAGCCCCUUCCUUGGCGCUUACCCUGCUUAUACCGCGUCAAGAGAUACGCGCCACCAUGUCAUUUGGGCACAGUUCCUGAAUGAUGAGCCUGCUUGGCCGGCAGACUUCUUCCCGGUGUGGCCGGGCCCGGCAUUCAAUGAACUGUCGAUAGUCCCAAUCGGCGCCGACCCUGCCAUUGUCACUUUGAUGCUGCAGUGGCGAGGCCUCCCUCGUGCAAUCGUCACACCGCGGGUCAUGACAGUUAAAUGGCUCAUGUCCUUGAUCGCCCGUCUUGUAGGGCAACAUGUGGGAGAAAUUGCUGUCCCACAUGGCCUGGCGGUCGCAGAAUUCUUCGAUGUGCCACCCGCCGCACUCAAGUUUCGCAACGGUGAUGUCGUGUACGCACUGGAGGCCCAGGAUGCCGAUGACGAGGCACUGCAGGUGGUCGAACCAUGGCAUCUACAAGAUGGACUCGCAGCCCAGCACGCCCCAUGGGCCUUGGGGUUUCGCCUUAUGUUUGAUGUUCAGGUCCAGUUACUUCGCCCUGACCGGCCGCCGGUCCUCGCGCGGGUGGCUGCCGAAGAAGCUUGGUGCCCUGAAUCUCACUGCUUUUCAGGCGACUUCCAACUGCGCUUUCCGGGCAUGUGGACUCCUGUCCAGUGGACUUCUGCGCGUCAGGUCCAGUUGGUUCAGGUCUGUAAUGUUGCAGCCCAGGUCCACGUCAUUGUGGCCACACCUGGUGAGCGUCUCUGCCGAGUGUCAGACAGGUUUGUCUCUAAAUACACUCUGGCAUCAUCGCUAAAUCUUGACCCCGCCUCUGUCUGCGUGGGUGGGAUUCCGGCAUAUGCGCUUGAACAGUCCUGCGAGCUUCGGAACGGAGAUGUUGUUUUUUGCAAUGCUGAACAGGGCGACAGCUCUGGCUCGGUUGGGCCACUUGCUCGCACCGUCCUGGCCGCUGUCUUGUGGGCUGCCGUCACCCACUGGCCAGACCGGGUCGGCUGGAGCCUCUUGGCAAUGCUUGUGCUUGGCCAGUGUGCAAACCAUGAUGGCACUCUUUUCGGCUGUCACGCUAUGCAGCUUCAGGCCGCCCCUGUCGCAGGCCCUAUGUCGGCUGAGCCAGGAGUCCCUCGAGCAUCUGCUCCAUCCCGACUCAUGCAAGUCCACGUCGCCGACCCCUUUGCGGCCUGGACGGUUGUCCGGGUCGAUGAGUCCGAGAUCUUCCCCAGCCUCCUUGAGGUAUGUCCGGGCGCCCUAGCCUCAUGGCAUCGGGGAUUUGCCAUUGCUGACGCUACCUCAGUGGGGCUACAUGUUGCUGUACCGCACCCUGGACGGGGGUUAGUUUGCGUCCUGAUUGUCGGCCUUGGGCAACGCCUCUGUGUGUUGCUGCCUGCGUUUCUGACUCUCCGCGCAGCUGAGAGGGCAGUUAGCCUCCGUAUGGGGCAGCUUGUGGCUCUCCAGUUAGGUCCAGGUCUCGUUGCCGAGUCGAGACAGCUGGGCGCUUUCCUUGCCCUUCGUACCGGGGAUACUUUGGGUGUUCGACUUGUCAGUACGCUUUCGUUUGCUAUGACCCCUCCUCUGCCUCACUUUCCUACCUGGCAGCGUGCCCACGCUGAAGGCGCGUGGAGGACCGACUUUGUGGUUGACCACCCCUCCUCCCUGCUGCUGUGGCGACCAAAUUGUCCCACCCGAUUACUUUGCGUUGGCCCUAAUCAACGGUGGAGUGCAGCUCAGGCGACUAUUUUAGGGGACGACACCCCCUUCGCAGAGGGACGGUGGACGCCCUGUGUCGGGCAUCAAGGAGUCAUACCAUGGCUCCUUUUGCAAGCUACCGAGCCCUCACAAGUUCAUGUCAUCCGCACCCACAGCUGCACUGAAUGCGUCGCGAUUAACCGUGAUGCUGCCUAUGACAUGUGGAUUGAUGGUUUUCAGGUCCGCCCGCCUACAGCUCGGCCGGACAAGAUCACUCGAAUCCGGGAAGGAGAUUGGUGGCUCAAAGCUGUUGCUAGCGGAGGGGGUCUGGUCUCUGGUGCAUCUAGGGGGUCCCGAUUCUUCCUUUUGUUGGCCGUCUCGUUUCUGCAUUUUCCAGCUGUUUCGGCUGCCUCGUCUUCCGAGGGUUGCCGCAGCCCUGACUCGUCUGAGGCUCGCACCAUCAGGUCCCGAGGGCGCUGGGAUGCGCGCAGCCGGAGUCGAUCGCCACCAUUAGUUGUCCACUUUCCCCCACGAAUUGAUUGGACCGAUGGCGAACCUUUCAUCUUACAUGCUGGCUGGCGCCUCCACGAAGGUGAUGGCCUUACCGCAUUCGACCAAUGCUAUCUGCGUCCAGAUCAGGCCACCGUCCGCACAUUAUGUCCAAUCCUUGGAUGGAGCGCCGCUGAAGCUGCUGAUCUAGGGCGUUCCUGGACAUAUUUUGAUAGGAUUGGGCAACGGUUUUGUGGCAGCUGGGGCACUCGUUUCUUCCCAGUUCGAGGGGUUCGGCCACUCACAGAAGUCGUUCUUGCCCCGGUCGCUCCCUGCGGUUUGGCCACUGUAAUCAUUCACACUUUAGAUGAAACGGGUGCCUUUCUCUUACCGGUCGACACGACCCCGGCUGCCAUUCAGGCGGCUGCUGCAAUGCGCUCACCCCAGGUCAGAUCCUGGCAUCUUAUGCUUCCACCGGCGCUCCGUGCUGUGCAUGAACAUCAGGUCAUUCGACUGCGCAACGGGGACCUCUUUGGGCUGCAGCCUUGUCCUGGUCAGCCGGGUUAUGCACCACGUCCCACACUGAAUUUUCCUUCCCUUGAGGUCGCCCGUCAGGUCGCCAGUUGGUCCCUCCCCUUUCGUUUUGAUACUGGGGACACGGCGACAUUCUGGUCCACCUCUAGCCGGGUAGGGCGCUCGGUCACUAUACGAGGCGGUGGGAUAUGGGACCCGCGCGGACCCACGUUUCGAAGUCUGAAUGGCCAGCAAAUGUUGGGUUCGUGGGUCCCGGUACUACAAGGUGGCCUCACACGUUUGCAUUUUGUCAGUCGGACCCUUCCGGUUGAAGCCCUUGUCAUAUGUUUGAUCCCACCCACUGACGAACCGAUCGGGGUUUUCCUGGCUGGCAUCUGUGCAUGCCGACCCCCCUUUGGCUGGAGACUGGUCCCUUCCAUUCGACGCAGCCGCGCUGGAGGGUCUCUCCGCGACGCUGAUGUCCUCGAGGUUGACCCUGAUGCGACUUUCACCUGGGAUCCCUUUGAUGGUCGCCCCCCGCUUCUUGCUGAAGAUACGCCGGGUCAGGCUGAUCGUCAGGUUGAUCCGGACUCCUCUUGGGACCUUGGCUUUCCGGCUGCCAUCUCCGCUGCGUCCUGCGUUCUUUCCAAACGCAGCUUCAGUUGGGCUCUGCUCCUAUAUGGUUGGCUAUCUCUGUCUGGUGUCUGGGGCAUGUGCCAGCCUGUUGAUACGGCACCAGCCCCGGUUCGCGCUGGCUUUUUCCCUUGGAGGGCCCCCACAGGUCAUGAGAACAUGCAGGAUCUCACUGAGCGGGCCACGUUGGAGGUUGUCUAUGUCAGCCCAUUCACUGGGCCUCAAGUUCUGGGACAGGUCCCAACUUCGGAGUCACCAGAUCACUUGCUUGAUAGGGCAAGUCAGCUCGAGCCUGGCUGGGGAACAGGAAUUGCCCCGGUAUGGCCGGCUACGCCGCUUCCCUUCCUUAUGGUUGUCCCUCAACCGCCUUGCCUUGACCUGGUGUGUGUUGUGGUGUCCUCGCUGGAGGAUCAUUUUGCUCUGUGCAUCCCUCGGGUCGCGCCCCUUGAAUGGAUUGCACAGGUCCUGCGGUACAGCCACUCCCUGCACGCUUUGUCUCUCCGUGCACCGGCUACUGUCCGGGACUUAGCUUCAGACGUCUACUGGCGGUCGGGAGAUUUGCUUGUGGCGCUCCCACCUGCGGUUUUUGAGCCCACGUACUCCCCGCCUUGCUUUGCCACUGCGACCCAGCUUCGGCACUGUGCAAUUUGGUCCGUCGAUUUCUCUGUUUCCUCUACGAUUGAGGUAGUCUUAUGGCGACCUUCGGUGCGGCCACUCCGCUCUCGCAUCCCGGCCCUGGCUCGAUGGAAUGCCUUGGACCUCACCUUUGAGGGUGUGUUUGCCCAGCGGUUCCCGGGUCGCUGGGCGCCAGUUCCGUGGGCCGCCGACGACCUGCCCCAUCUAGUCCAAUGCUCUCAAUCGGCAGAUGAUGUAACUGUUAUAGUUGAAUCCUCUGUUGGGUGCUUCUGCAGUGAGAUUCCAGCCUGUGUUGAUGCGUGGCAGCUUUGGACUGCGCUGCCUACUCUGCCCUCGCAACCGCAAGUCCUUGGGGUCCCUAAGGCCGAGCUUCGCCACGGCACCCUUCUGCGCAACGGGGAUGUUGUGUCAGGGACUUCUCCCCGGGAACAACUCCCCGUGUGGAUCGCCCUUUCGCUUUCACUGCUUUGGCGGUGGCCGUGUUUGGGAGGCGCCAGUCUCCUUUUUAUUCUCACCCCGGAGGUUCGUGCUGUCCGCACUCCGGCCAGUGGGACCAACACUGAGUACUUGCAUCGGGUCUGGAAUCCUGCUGGGAUGGUGCAGGGGCCCUUUCCUGGGCCAUCGCACCGAUGCCCGGACGUGCUACGCCAUAGUAUCCCUGCAUGGGAUCAUUUCGUUCGAGUACGCCCGACUCAACAUGUUGCCUUCAUUGACUGGGUCCCGGCCCCUCCGGACCCGGACUCUGUGAUUGUGCUCCUUCACGGCGGAGUGAGCUCGCGUGCUGUUAUGCUGCCAUGGCGAGCUUCGCCCCAGGAAGUCUUAGAUCGUCUCCGUGCGUUCGCACCUUUAGCCUCUUCCGUUUCCGCCACUCCAGCUGCAUGGAGAGGUACCUCUCUCUCCAGAUCUCCCAUUCUUUACCUGCGCUCUGGGGAUGUGCUCUGCCUUGACAGCGUUUCUUGGUAUCCUCGCCUUCGUCAGCCGCGGACCCUGGAAUGGCCCACGGUACAGUUUGCGGCCGCCUUCGCGUUUUGGGGGCACUCCUUUAAAGUACUUGAGCCGGGCCUUAUAUUUGCCUGGCAAUCUGGGGCAGUCUUGCCGCUCUGCGUACCUACCGUACGAGGUGAGCGAUGGGACCCCAGCAGGGGGACCUUCUUUCCCUCUCUUGCACCUUUCAGCUUUUCUAGAUGGGUUCCCGCUGUUCGGGUCGACCCUCUGGGUCUGCAUCUGGUCGAAGAGAGUACACAAGGUACGAUUGCACAUACACUGGCUUGCACGUACCCCCCGCGGGUUUGCGCGACUGAGGUAUGUCUCAGUCCUUAUGCACCCCGCGAUGGGGAUGAUUUUGGCCGGCGAACCACUGGGAUUCCCGGGCUAGGUCUUUGGAUAGGCUUUCUUACCCAGGGUGCAAGGCUGCGGUGCCGGCCCGCCUUUUACAUUCUCGGCCUGCUCUGGUUGCCCCUUUUUGUUGGGUCGGGCCCUAUGCCACACCCCCAUGCUUGGAGACCGGGGCUUGUCAUAUAUCCCGAUCUCGGGAUCUCCCAACUCAGCGGACGUGCUUUCUCGUCUUGGGAUCAUCUCUUAGCGACGUGUACGGGCGUGCCUGGGGAGCCCCUGCGGUCUACGGGCCCCCAGGAGCAGCUAGAGCUGCGCGCCAUGAUAGCUGCUCUAUCGACCUUAAUGACGCUGGCUAUCAUUAUGCCGGCUUAG